Molecule: messenger RNA, 1200 nt
Organism: Penicillium manginii
Lineage: Eukaryota; Fungi; Ascomycota; Eurotiomycetes; Eurotiales; Aspergillaceae
Exons: 2
Coding region: 1-1200 (399 amino acids)
Source: RefSeq, a predicted model, not a curated record
AUGAACUGGACUGGGGGCCAAUUACGUCGCCAUUCCGAUCGCAAGGGAAUCCUCUCUCAAACUCAGAGACAAAACUUUGCCAAGUCCCGCCAACGUGCCAAUGACCGAGAGUCUCGCCAGCCUAUUUCCUUCCCGGGCUUUCUUAAUCUGAGGGACGAGCUCAUAAUAGACGAGGGCAUCCAAGUGGUCGAGGAAAAGCAAGACAACUCCAGUCCACCGCUCAACACUCCUCUUCACAACCCCUCCAAGCACCGGUUUCUGCAAAUUCCCGACUGGGCUGCUGUGUCUUUGUCCCGCCCACUUAACAUCAAAUUCACCCCGGUCGAGGAAUUCGAACGGUUUGGCAAACGCCGUAAACUAAACGACGUUGACCGCCAGCGUCUGUCCACUGCCGACGGAAGACUGAUCCAAGCCCUCUUUCGUUCCCGUAGGAAUGCUCGACAGUUUUCUUCUGAACGAGAUGCAUUUGCAUCAGACCAGAUCCAGAUACAAAUUGAUUGCCAGCCGACCGAUCUGCACCAACAGUCCAAUAUCAGUCCUGAAAUAACGCCAAGCCAUCGAUCAUCGCAGUCCAUUAUUCUCGGCCAGAGUAUUCCCGCAGUGCCCCAUUCUUCUUCCCAUUAUCAUCAACAGGUCAAACCAAAAACCGUAUGGCAAGGACUCAGUAGUCUUCGCUCCGGCUUCGAUUGCCCUGCCAAUGCCUCAAGGGCCCCCUCGACAAUUCCAGAAACAAUCAUACUACAAGAUGAUAUGGAAUUCACAACUCCAUCCGGGGUCACUAGCCGAGAUCGACAAUUUCACAAUAUCAACAGCCAACAUACAAAAUCAACUCAGCGAAUCAGGCAGACUCUCACCCCUCCCAGACCAACCAAUCCGAAUCUACCAAGACAUUUCGCCAUCGACGACCAAGUGCUCACGGAGCAAAGAGAUCAGGAUAGCUACUUGAAUACUAAUCAGCACGAUAUUUCCAGAUCACCAAGUCUCGUGUCGACCUUGAUCGCGUUCCCUCUAAAUGAGGCUCGGAUACACUCGACUCAGAAUGCCUCAAGCUGGCGACCGGAGCCUCGUCUUAUGGACACUCCAAUUACAAACCAUCCAUCCCACGAUACUGAUUUUGAAGGUCCUCCCGAACCUAAAGGAGUGAGAGUAUUUGGCCAACUUUUCCGUAUGAACACAGAUGCUGGAAUUAGCAUGUUCUAG